UUUUUUCCCUCCCUUUCCUUCUCUGUUCUCUUCUUGUUGCCAAUGCCCCAGGCCCCCGAAGCUUCCGUGUCUGCACAUCCAUCACCUCAUCAGCAUCUCUUGUCCGCUUGAGGCAACGUCGUGAAAGAAGACUGGGGAUUGCGCACCAAGCACCAGGUACGAAAAGAACGCCAGGGAGGAAUCCACAGGCAGGCGAGUCGAGUCCGGCCGAGCCCCCAUCGCAUAUCUUCCCUUGGCCUGGAACCAGCCUACCUACCACCAAUCCACGCACGAAGAGGAACCACCGCCUCCGAGACCCAAUUCCGCCCCCAUAACCGUCGCGACAACAAAACAGAGACGAGGAAACACCAACUUCCCCCCUCCACCUGCGCAGAGCGCAGCGCAGCGCAGCACGAAGGAGACAUCCUGCAAGACAAGGGCAGACAAUGGCAGUCGCAGAAUCACUGGCGCUGCUGCUGGCGGCGGCGACUGUGCUGGCGCCCGCUACCGUCGCCGCAGCCGCCACUGUCAAGUCCGGCCAACACUCUGCAGACUUGGCACCACCAGCAGUAGCGGUAGCACCAGUCCUCGACGCUCGGCUGGACGCCGCGGCGGCAUCAUCCCUCCAAGUCCGCGCCAUCGACCGCUCCCCCAAAGGCUACACGCCCUCGCCCGUCAACUGCCCGUCGCAGCGCCCGCAGAUUCGGAAUGGCUCGUCGCUCUCGCCCCAGGAGAAGGCAUGGCUGCCCAAGCGCCGCAACGACACCAUCCCACACAUACGCUCUCUGCUCAAGCGCAUCGCCAUUCCCGGCUUCGAUAGCGACGCCUACCUCAAGAACGUCGAGAAGAACGCCACGGCCCUGCCCAACGUCGGCCUCGCCGUCUCCGGCGGCGGCUACCGCGCCAUGCUCAACGGCGCCGGCGCCAUAGCCGCCUGGGACAGCCGCUCCGAUGGCAGCCAAACGGCUGGUAACCUCGGUGGCCUGCUGCAGAGCGCGACCUACCUGUCUGGGCUCUCUGGCGGCGGCUGGCUCGUCGGCAGCAUAUACACCAACAACUUCACCUCGGUCCAAGAUGCCGUCAACUCGCCAAGCAUAUGGAUGUUUGACGACUCCAUCCUAAAAGGCCCCGAAAAGUACAGCCUCCUCCAAUACUACCGAAACAUUCUCGACGCCGUCGACGGAAAAGACCAGGCGGGGUACGACCGAUCCAUCACCGACUACUGGGGCCGCAUGCUGUCGUAUCAGCUCAUUGACGCCACCGAUGGCGGGCCCGGCUUCACGUUCUCCUCCAUCGCCGACGACGAGGGCUUCUCCUCAGGCAAGACGCCGCUACCCUUCCUCAUUGCCGACGGCCGCGCUCCGGGCCAAAAGGUCAUCUCGUCCAACUCGACCAUCUUCGAGUUCACCCCCUGGGAACUCGGCUCCUCCGACCCCACGCUCGACGGCUUCGUGCCCCUCCGGUACGUCGGCUCCAAGUUUAACAACGGCACGCUACCUAGCAGCGAGAAGUGCAUUGAGGGCUUCGACAACGCCGGCUUCGUCAUGGGCACAUCGAGCUCCCUGUUCAAUCAGAUUGUCCUUUACCUCAAAGACAACGCCUCCAACAACUACGUCCCGGCCGACGUACCCAAAUUCAUCAUCGAUGCCCUCACCACCGUCCUCAAGGCCCUGGGCGACACCAGCAACGACAUCGCCGACUGGACCCCGAACCCCUUCAAAGGAUGGAACGCCGCCAACAACCCCGGCGCUGGGUCCGAGCGCCUUACCCUUGUCGACGGCGGCGAGGACCUGCAAAACGUUCCCUACCACCCACACCUCCUCCGGGAUCGCGAGGUCGAUGUCGUCUUCUCGGUGGACUCGUCUGCUGACACCGAGACGAGCUGGCCUGAUGGCGCAUCCGCCAUCGCUACCUAUGAACGCUCUCUCCAGAAGAACAUCUCCGCGGGUACCGGCUUCCCCGCCGUCCCCGGCAAGGACACCUUCCUCAACCUCGGUCUAAACACCAAGCCCGUCUUCUUCGGCUGCAACUCGACCAACCUGACGAGCCCUUCGCCCCUCAUUGUUUACCUCCCCAAUUACCCUUACAUCUACGCCUCCAACAUCUCCACCUUCCAGAUGGCCAUCAAGUCCGGCCAGCGCGACGCGAUUAUCCAAAAUGGAUGGGCGGUCGCCACCCAGCUCAACGCCACUCGCGAUGCAGACUGGCCCGUCUGCGUCGGCUGUGCCAUGCUAUCCCGCAGCUUCGAGCGUACCAAAACGGCCGUGCCCGACAAGUGCCAGCAGUGCUUCACCCGCUAUUGCUGGGAUGGCAGCCUCAAUGAGACAAAGGCCGCUCCAUACGACCCGAAAUACUUUAGCACGCCCAUUGAGGUCAAGAGUGCUGCAAGUGCUGUGCUGGGGUCCGCGGCCAUGCCGAUGUUCUUUGCAUUCAUCGCCGGACUUGCAUUCGUCAUUUGAGCUGUGCUCCCAAGCUUUGCAAACUAUGCGAUCUUUCAUGCUUGGUUACUUGGCAUAAUUGGGUUUGGAUUUUCAACGCUGUCACGUCAAGAUUCCCCAAAAUUUAUAGAUUAAACUGUGAUCAAAUAAGAGGCCCCAGGGCUUUGCAUUCUCCUCCGUUAUACGGUAGUCGAUGACACCUUGAUUAUAAGUUUAAGACGGCGAUGGCACGAUACCUUAGCACCACUUCCCCUUCCACGAGAUCGCGCGACCUCCGCACGUGCAACACUUCAGACUGUUUGGGCAUGUGAGCCGGGCUGUGUAGAUCCACCGUCGUACUUCAUGUCGUCCAGUCGUCAAUCUCCGUUGCAAUGCCCAACGUCCAUCCAUAUGUGUUGGUCCCUUUCCUA
Purpureocillium takamizusanense is the source of this 2827-nucleotide messenger RNA. RefSeq names its product Lysophospholipase. The transcript has 4 exons. The record is from RefSeq and is a predicted model, not a curated record. The coding region runs from base 426 to 2438 and encodes 670 amino acids. Lineage: Eukaryota; Fungi; Ascomycota; Sordariomycetes; Hypocreales; Ophiocordycipitaceae. Gene Ontology annotation, biological process: glycerophospholipid catabolic process. Gene Ontology annotation, cellular component: cytosol; intracellular membrane-bounded organelle. Gene Ontology annotation, molecular function: A2-type glycerophospholipase activity.